Messenger RNA from Hipposideros armiger (great roundleaf bat), 923 nucleotides. It is a transcript of the gene PARK7, whose product is annotated as Parkinsonism associated deglycase. The record is from RefSeq and is a predicted model, not a curated record. The coding region runs from base 161 to 730 and encodes 189 amino acids. Gene Ontology annotation, biological process: glyoxal metabolic process; glycolate biosynthetic process; response to oxidative stress. Gene Ontology annotation, molecular function: oxidoreductase activity, acting on peroxide as acceptor. Lineage: Eukaryota; Metazoa; Chordata; Mammalia; Chiroptera; Hipposideridae. The transcript has 7 exons. Gene Ontology annotation, cellular component: nucleus; mitochondrion; cytoplasm.
GCCCGUGUCCUGUGCCGGUUGAGUGUGCUCGCGUGCGUCCUUGUUUAGUCUGGUUUUGGUUCAUUUUUUUCCCGGGCGCAGACGUGCCACCGAAGGGGCCGAGGAGCCGCAUCUGUGGGAGGAGAGGCGAGGUUCAGUCUUUAAAAACUACAACGUAAAAAUGGCUUCCAAAAGAGCUCUGGUCAUCCUGGCUAAAGGAGCAGAGGAGAUGGAGACCGUCAUCCCUGUAGACGUCAUGAGACGAGCUGGAAUUAAGGUCACCGUCGCGGGUUUGGCUGGAAAAGACCCCGUACAGUGUAGCCGAGAUGUUGUCAUUUGUCCUGAUGCCAGUCUGGAAGACGCAAAAAAAGAGGGACCUUAUGACGUGGUGGUUCUGCCAGGAGGUAAUUUGGGUGCACAGAAUUUAUCUGAGUCUGCUGCUGUGAAGGAGAUACUGAAGGAACAAGAGAAGAGGAAGGGGCUCAUAGCCGCUAUCUGUGCAGGUCCUACGGCUUUGUUGGCUCAUGAAAUAGGUUUUGGAAGCAAAGUUACCACACACCCACUUGCGAAAGACAAAAUGAUGAAUGGAAGUCAUUAUAGCUACUCGGAGAAUCGCGUGGAGCAGGAUGGCCUGAUCCUCACGAGCCGGGGGCCAGGGACCAGCUUCGAGUUUGCUCUUGCUAUUGUCACGGCGCUGAGCGGCAAGGAGGUGGCUGAGCAGGUGAAGGCCCCGCUGGUCCUUAGAGACUAGAGCAGAAGUACCCGACGCAGGUCACAGAUAGGCCACCUGUCACCACUUUCACUGAGUCCACUUUAAACAGAAGUGGGUGGUGACUCUGCGGAGCCCUUUUCGUGAAGUGACACCUACGCAGAUUCCUCGCCCUACGGCUGUGUCCCCACAUUUCUGAACCUUGAUUGCAGAAUAAACAACACUUAGCAAACUA